GGAAUGGCGGACGGACGGUAGGGGCGGCCCGCCCCGGUGGUGGUGAGUGGAGGGAGCCGGCGAAGAGAGCGAGGCCGCCUAGCGGGAACACUGCCUGAAGCGGGUCCACCAUGCCGUUAGUAACGAGGAACAUUGAGCCAAGGCACCUGUGCCGUCAGACGUUGCCUAGCGUUAGAAGUGAGCUGGAAUGCAUGACCAACAUCACCCUGGCAAAUGUCAUUCGACAGCUGGGCAGCCUGAGUAAAUAUGCAGAGGACAUUUUUGGAGAGCUGUUUACUCAGGCCAACACCUUUGCCGUUCGGGUGAGCUCUCUAGUCGAGAGGGUCGACCGCUUGCAAGUCAAGGUCACACAGCUGGAUCCCAAAGAGGAAGAAGUGUCCCUACAAGGCAUUAAUACAAGGAAGGCCUUCAAAAGCUCCACCACUCAGGACCAGAAGCUCUUUGACAGAGUCUCUCUCCCGGUGCCUGUCCUUGAAACAUACGGCAUCUGCAAUACUCCACCACCUCUCAACAUUCUCUCCCCUUACAGGGAUGAUGGCAAAGAGGCACUCAAAUUCUACACAGACCCUUCAUACUUCUUUGACCUUUGGAAAGAGAAAAUGCUCCAGGACACCAAGGAUAUCAUGAAAGAAAAGCGGAAGCACAGGAAAGAGAAGAAGGAUAAUCCCAACCGAGGGAACGUGAAUCCGCGGAAAAUCAAAACCCGAAAAGAGGAGUGGGAGAAAUUGAAAAUGGGACAGGAGUUUGUUGAGUCAAAAGACAGACAAGGACCUGCUGGAUAUCCCUCUAAUAUGGUGUAUCAGAAUGGCAGCAUUGGCUCAGAUGAGAGCAUGGAAAUGAACUACUAUCCACCACCACCGCAGUCUGAUUCUAUCUCACCACCAUCUCCAUCCUACCCAGAGGACAACCUGCCUCCACCACCCUUGGAUUUUAGCUACCCAGUAGAUAACCAAAGAGGUUCUGGUUCUGGAGGACAAAAAAGAUCCAGCCUGGUCAGUCCAAGCCAUCCUCCACCAGCUCCUCCGGUUGGAUCCCCAUCCAGUGCCAGGCCUGGCUUUGCUCCACCUCCUGCUCCUCCCCCCCCACCACCAAUGUCAGGAAUUCCCCCGCCACCUCCUCCUGUAGGAUUUCCCAAUUCAGGGAUGCCGUCGCCACCAUCUCCAUCCUCCUUCCCUCCUCACCCCGAGUUUUCUGCCCCUCCUCCGCCAUCACCUCCAGCAGCAGAAUACUUCGCUGUGCCUCCACCACCGUCACCUCAGCCAACAGAUGGUGCGCCUCCCCCUCCUCCCCCUCCUCCCCCUCCUGGUCCCCCACCUGUGCCUUCCAGUGGCAUGGAUGGUGCACCAGCUCCACUUCUGCCUCCAGACUCCUCGGCCUCCAAGCCAAAAUCUUCCUUGCCUCCUGUUACUGAUGCCAGAAGUGACUUGCUUUCAGCUAUCCGUCAAGGCUUCCAGCUCCGCAAGGUGGAGGAACAGCGGGAACAGGAGAAGCGGGACGUUGGGGGCAAUGACGUGGCAACGAUCCUCUCUCGCCGCAUCGCUGUGGAAUACAGCGACUCCGAGGAUGAUUCUUCGGAGUUUGGCGACGACUGGUCUGAUUAACCAUGGUCCUGUUCCCCAGGCUCCUCCUCGCUAGCCUGACCCCUUUCUUAAAGAGCCAAGUACUUCCUAGGUUGCCAAAGCCUUUUAGCUUUUCCUGUCUCCUCCAGUAACCGAAGAUGUACCAAGGGGUUUCAGCAAAUCACCAUUGGCUUUGGCAAGACUUGCACUCGCCUUUCCAAAAGGUCUCCUGCGAGAUGCUGUGGGUUGCAAUGUUGUUUUCCAGCAGGAGGGGGAGUGGUGCUUGCUCAUUAAAGGAACCGUAAACCACCAGAUUUGCAAUGCCACAGAACAAAGCAAGGUUAAAGAUCCUUUGGGAUGUCUGUUUUUUUUUUUUUUAAAGUUAAAAAUCAGUGACCCUAUUGCAGCCAAAAGGCUCUUCAGAAGGGCCUUUUAAGCUGGUUUUCUUACUGCAGCAGCAUAUAGGAUAUAGUCGAUAUAACUCUCUCUUCCUCUCCAGUUAAUAUUGGGAGUAGUGCUAGAAAAUGGGCUUAAAAUGGCUCUUCUAGUGCAUCCCAUUAUUAAAUAACCCUUUGAACAAUCCAUUUUUUUUUUUUUUGGUGAUGGAAGCAUCAUUUUUCCACCAUUUCAAAACUAACCUGCCUAAAAAGCUCUCUCAAGCUGUGGGAUUGCAGGGUGCACUACAUGGAAACCUGGGGGUUAGGUUUUCUUUAAAAGCUGCCUCUACAUCCUCCAAUAGCCUGGGUUGUGCCUCCACCACUGCUGAAGGAGGCUGAACUAAGAGACACAGCCUUAGCAAAACGCUAACCUGGCUGGCUGCGCACUCCGGGGGUGCAAGGGCAUUACCAAGUCAGGAAGUUUCCCUGCUGCUACUGGUGUGCUGUGGGAAGUAAGCAGUGACAGCUGGGGCUUGCUAGGUUCUGCUGUGCUGGGAAGGUUUUCAUCUGUUACCUAGUGAGCUCUGCAGUGUGUCUAGAGCAGGAGAUGUAACCAGCGGUAUUGGGUGGGAAGAGGCGAGCUCUGAGCACCAAAUAGGCCUCAGGCCCAUUUGGCAUUCAGUGUGUCUACAAUUCACUUACCAGCCAGGGCAAGGAGGCGAAGCAUCAGGGUCUCAUUUGGCCUAUUCAGGGCAGCACUUUGGUCAGUUUGAAUACAGGUGCUUUUCAUUGAGGUUGAUGGUGCACUUUAUGCAGGGAAUUGAGCAGCAGAAAAUGCCAGUAUUUAGCCUAUGCUGCUGUCUCCUAUCCUGGGGGAGAGGGUUACAUGUUGCAGGGUCUCUCUGUGGACUGAGUCAGCCAUCGGUAACAUUACAUCUAGCCCAUAUUAGUGGUUUUCCACUACUUCACAUCCAUAGUCCAGUAGUUAAUUCUCAGAAAAGGUUGUAUUAUCUCCUUUACCAGAUAAACUUACAAAUUCCUGAUAUGCUCCCAGAGAUGCAUUACAGGUAGGGGUGGAAAUGGGGAUUUUAGAUUAGCUAACUUAGGUUUUAUUGUUUUUAUUACCUUUUAAAGUUGAGUGCAAGCACCUCCAACAGGAUAGAUACAAAGACCUCUGUGUAGCAGGUGCUUGUUUAAUAUCUUAUCUGGGCUUGACUGUCCAAGUCUCCGUCAGUGUGACAUAAAAGAACAAUUCCUAAGUUUUUCACAAAGAUCACAGCCCAUGUGAUUCAUGGAUCCAACUAUGGGGGGAGGGACAAUGCAGCUCUGCCUUUACUUUUCUAAAGUAUUUUGCCAACAUGUGCCUCUCCUUCCCUUCCCUCUAUGACUUGCCUUAUUACUGCUUUUGUGUAUCAAAACAAAGAUUUCACUAAUCCAUGGGACACCAGAUACAGCCAGAGGUUGCCAUAUUGCCAGAAAAAAAACCCUCUUGGGUUUGUUUUCUUAGUGUUUAAAUUCUCACUUUUCUGGAUUCUUGCUAUUUUCUUGAAUAUCUUUCCCUUUUUUAACGUUUGAAAGAGAGAAUAAAUGAAGUGGCCUAGAUCUUAGGUUUCUCUAGAGGCUGGGGACCACGUUUUUGGGUGCAGGUGUUGUCAUGUUCCAGUUUGACCGUAAAGCACCAGUGAGGUUAAUUUAUUAAAUCUCUGCAUUGCUAUAUUUGGCAGCAAGCCAAGUGGGUAAGGUAGACUCCUAAGAGGGCAUAGGGCUGGUCUUCAUUAUGGGGAGAUUGAUGCUGCUGCAGUCGAUGCAGCAGGGGUUGAUUUAGCGGGUCUAGUGAAGACCAUAAAGACGCUAAAUCGACGGCAGAGCACUCUCCAGU
Molecule: messenger RNA, 3815 nt
Organism: Terrapene triunguis (Three-toed box turtle)
Lineage: Eukaryota; Metazoa; Chordata; Testudines; Emydidae
Gene: WASF2
Product: WASP family member 2
Exons: 9
Coding region: 111-1601 (496 amino acids)
Biological process (GO): actin cytoskeleton organization; positive regulation of Arp2/3 complex-mediated actin nucleation
Cellular component (GO): cytoskeleton
Molecular function (GO): actin binding; protein kinase A regulatory subunit binding; Arp2/3 complex binding
Source: RefSeq, a predicted model, not a curated record